AUGGGUUCUUUCGUUUCACAGCCCCUUGAGCCGGUCAAGUUCGUUGCGCCUCCCGAGGCUUCCUCCACCGCUAAGCCCGCACAGGUCACUGCACCCGGAGCGCCAGCCUCUCCAGCGCAAGCCCCUCUAUUUAAUAACUGCUGGAGCUGUCGCGUGCUCUCCGGGUCGGGGCUGAUAGGGGCAGGCGGGUAUGUGUACUGGAUGGCGCGGAAGCCCAUGAAGCUGGGAUAUCCCCCGGGUCCUGGGACUAUUGCGCAGAUGAUCUUCGGCAUCAGCAUUGCUUGCUGGGGUGUGGUCAUCCUGUCAGACCCCAAAGGGAAGGCCUUCCGCACUGGAUGA
This is a messenger RNA of Rangifer tarandus platyrhynchus (Svalbard reindeer), 339 nucleotides long. The record is from the annotation of a GenBank genome assembly. NCBI's taxonomy places the organism in Eukaryota, Metazoa, Chordata, Mammalia, Artiodactyla, Cervidae.